AUGGAAUCCAACCUCGACAACAAUUCUCCUUCGACUCCUGCAGAAGACUCUGGUGAAGGGGCACCAGCAGGCCCAAACACUCGUCAUCGUCGUCGCGCCCGCCGCGCUCAGAGAUUGCUCGACGCCCAGAUCAAGGACGCUUUUUUGACAUUCCUAGCACAGGGUCAGGCAAAGGACCUGCCAGAUAUUCGAUCAGUCAAUCUGCGUGAAAUUCACCCAACGCUCAAUGGUGGCCGGAAGCAGUGUGAAAACUGGCUGGGGACCGUAAAUGAAGCCCUGUUUGUUGCCGGGCUUAGAAACCUGAUCGACAAGAACGUGCGUCGCCCGCUGAUCCUAUCACAAGAGGGAGAUGUGUGGGCUCGAAUGUCACGAAUGGUGAAGUCUUGGCUGGAGCGAAGCUUGGGCCCUCAUAUCCGACAGCGAAUUCUCGACGCAAAUCCCGAAACUGAGCUCAUUUAUGCGGAUAGUUAUAUGGCUGCGGCUAUGAGAUGUCUGGUCAAUGAAUCCGUCGAUUGA
This is a messenger RNA of Penicillium angulare, 516 nucleotides long. RefSeq lists its product as uncharacterized. The record is from RefSeq and is a predicted model, not a curated record. NCBI's taxonomy places the organism in Eukaryota, Fungi, Ascomycota, Eurotiomycetes, Eurotiales, Aspergillaceae. Bases 1 to 516 code for a protein of 171 amino acids. The transcript has a single exon.